This is a messenger RNA of Sphenostylis stenocarpa, 187 nucleotides long. NCBI's taxonomy places the organism in Eukaryota, Viridiplantae, Streptophyta, Magnoliopsida, Fabales, Fabaceae. The record is from the annotation of a GenBank genome assembly.
ACCAAAUCAGCUUUUUGAUUUCGUAAGUCUCCAUGGGCGAAUGAAUACUCCGCUAUCUACGAAGUUUGUUUUCAAUGUUAACAUUUUAUUGUGGCUUAACCGUUUUGUUUUGACUGCUGCGUUUGAAUCAAUAAAGGGUUUACUAAGAAGAAUUGUUCUGAGAAGAUUAUUUGAUUCCGAAGAUUGA